UCUGAGUUUGGAGUAUUUAGUGCGUCAGAAAACUGGGAGUCCCGAAAUACUUCAUGUGGCAUACUACAAUAAACUCGAACGAUACAUCCAACUUUUGGGGCAAGAUCCGCGUCAUAAAAGUAGCACUAGAAACAUGAUUGUAAUAAUAGUGGUAACUAGUAUCGCAUGCAUCACAAUCCCAACGGUAAGAAAAAUACGUCAAUCGUUAUAUAGAAAAGUAGAAAGGAUAAAAUGAGAAAACUAGAUUGAGUGAAUGCUACGUAAUAAAGCUAAUAAUCAGGUAAUGUGAUUAAACAAUUGGGACCUGCAACCGAUAGACAAUAGAGUUAUUUGCGUCCUUGCAUAGAAAGGAUAUGGAUGGAGUCAUCGAGUGUCUGUCAUAUUUUGUCACAUCUUCCACCAGUGCUGUUAAAGUAUUAAAUAUGCAUUUCAACAAACGAAAUUUCAGCAAAAUGUACCAGCUUGUGGCAAAACAAUGGGAGCAUCUGAAAUUAAACAACGAAUUGCACGUUCUAGAGAAAGUCGUCAUGCAAGGCAACAGGAUGGCGCACUUUUAUCGUAACACUUUAGUAUCUUUUAUGGUAUUGUUCUUACUGGUGCCACUAACUUCUCCAAUUCUUGAUAUUGUCCAUCCAAUAAACGGAACUCGAAAACGCCAACAACUACUAAGAGUUAAUUACAUAUUUUUCAACAGUGACGACUAUUUCUUUUACAUUUAUUUACAAUUAUUUUGGAGCACUGUCGUUGUGGUGCUCACCAUAGUAGGUGCAGAUUGGUUAUACAUGCUAAUAAUUCAUCACAGUAGUGGAUUAUUUGCAGUUUGUGGAUAUCAAAUUCAAAAAGCAACUGCGAAUCUAAAUUACUUUUCUGGUGAAAAAGAUUCUGAUAAUUCUACGUAUGAAAAAUUCCGAAAUUGCGUGAUGAUGCAUAAGGAAGCUAUACAGUUUUACAAUAUAUUGGACGAAAGCAGCCAAAGUAGUUAUUUAAUCCAGGUUGGAUUAAAUAUAUUGAGUAUAAGCACAGCAGCAGUUCAAACCGUGGUAAACUUGGACAGACCAGAAGAAGCAAUACGAAGUGCUGUAUUUUGUGGCGCUUGUCAAUUUCAUUUGUUUCUACUUAGUUUACCUGGCCAAGUGCUUCUGGAUCAUUCUUCUGAUUUAGCAGAUAAUAUUUACAGCUCCAAAUGGUACAAGGCACCCGUGCAAAUUCAAAAAGUACUAUACGUGAUGCAAAUAAGAUGCAGAAGGUUUUGUUCAUUGACGGCAGGUGGAUUGUAUGAAAUGAAUAUAGAAAAUUUCGGAAUAACCUUCAAAACGUGCAUAUCCUAUAUUACAAUGUUGAUGUCCAUGAAAGAUUGAAUAUGCAUUAGCUGUCGGAUGUAAUUUCAUCCACUGUAUGUUAUACACAGCUUUACCAAAUAUAAGAUUAGUAUAAUAAAUAGCUGACAUGUAAUACUGGACAUAUUGGAUGACAUUGGCGAAUAAAGAUGUAAAAACACACCCUU
Bombus impatiens (common eastern bumble bee) is the source of this 1504-nucleotide messenger RNA. RefSeq lists its product as uncharacterized. The record is from RefSeq and is a predicted model, not a curated record. Gene Ontology annotation, cellular component: plasma membrane. The transcript is spliced from 8 exons. Gene Ontology annotation, molecular function: odorant binding; olfactory receptor activity. NCBI's taxonomy places the organism in Eukaryota, Metazoa, Arthropoda, Insecta, Hymenoptera, Apidae. Bases 354 to 1358 code for a protein of 334 amino acids. Gene Ontology annotation, biological process: sensory perception of smell; detection of chemical stimulus involved in sensory perception of smell.